Molecule: messenger RNA, 1341 nt
Organism: Quercus lobata
Lineage: Eukaryota; Viridiplantae; Streptophyta; Magnoliopsida; Fagales; Fagaceae
Exons: 1
Coding region: 1-1341 (446 amino acids)
Source: RefSeq, a predicted model, not a curated record
AUGGUGUCUGUCAAGGUUCUUCUUGCUGUUGCUGCCAUUAAGGGUUGGUCUCUUAGUCAAUUGGAUGCCAAUAAUGCUUUUCUUCAUGGACAUUUGGAUGAAAAGGUGUAUAUGGCUCUUCCACAGGGGUUUCACAGCCAGGGGGAGGUUGUUUGUAAGCUCAACAAAUCCAUUUAUGGUUUCAAGCAAGCUUCUAGGCAAUGGUUUGCCAAGUUUUCAAACACUCUAAUUCAGCUUGGUUUCAUUCAAUCCAAGGCUGACUACUCUUUAUUUACUAGAAGACAUGACAACAUUUUCAUGAUUCUCUUAGUCUAUGUAGAUGAUGUUUUGAUAGCUUGCAAUGACAAGGCUGAAGUGGACAAGUUUAAAAUCAUGCUGGAUAAUAAGUUCAAGCUUAAGGAUUUGGGUAAUUUGAAAUAUUUCCUUGGUUUGGAAGUUGCAAGAUCAGACAAAGGAAUUGCCCUUUGUCAACGGAAAUACACCCUUGAGCUGCUCAAUGAUGCUGGUCUACUGGGCUGUAAGUGUGCUAAGACCCCUAUGGAGCACAACUUAAGACUUAGCAAGUUUGAAGGAGAAGAGCUUAAAGAUCCCAGUCAUUACAGAAGGCUUGUGGGCAGGCUCUUGUACUUAACAAUCACAAGACCUGACAUCACAUUUGCUGUCCAUAAACUCAGUCAGUUUAUGUCCAAGCCAAGGAGACCACAUUUGGAUGCAGCACAUAGAGUGUUGCAGUAUUUGAAAGGUGAACCGAGCAAAGGACUUAUGUUUUCUUCCAACACAGACUUGCAUUUGAAAGGAUUUGCAGAUGCAGAUUGGGCUGCAUGUCCUAACACUAGGAGAUCCGUGACUGGCUAUAGCAUCUUCAUUGGUGAUUCUUUAAUAUCUUGGAAAUCCAAGAAGCAGUCAACAGUGUCAAGAUCAUCAGCUGAGGCUGAAUACAGGUCCAUGGCGGUAGCAACAUGUGAAAUAGUGUGGAUUCUGUAUUUUCUCAAAGAUAUUGGUGUGAAUCAUGACAAGGAGGCCUUAUUGUUCUGUGACAGCCAAGCUGCAUUGCACAUUGGUUCCAAUCCAGUCUUCCAUGAGAGGACAAAACAUAUAGAAAUAGAUUGUCAUGUGGUAAGGAAUAAGGUGUUGGCUGAUCUGCUCACUAAAGCUCUGAAUUAUAAUCAAUUUUCCAUUCUUAGUUGUAAAAUGGGGAUGAUUAAUAUACAUGCACCUGCUGCUCUUGAGGGGGAGUAUCAGAAUCUAAGGAUGAAGUUACCAAGACUAGUGGCAAGAGCAGAGAAGCAUCCAGCAACACAAAAGAUCAAAGACUCACUCACAGAGCUGGUGAUUCUGUAA